UACUGUUUAUUUAUCUAACCCUCUUUCCCCAUGUUUAUACUGUUCUUGCGUUUUUAUUCACUCUGUUUGUUUGACUUUGAACACUGCAAUAAUGGAAUUACAAUUGAAUAUAAAAUGGAUUUUUAUAAUCUCUAUCAACUUGCAAAUAUGGAGUUUUGUAUACAUGUCAGUGAUGUAUGGUGAGUUACACUCUCCUAAUUACCCUGAACAUUAUCCAGCUCCCCUUUAUAAACACUGGGACCUGGAGGUGCCUCUUGGCUAUCACAUUCAGAUCAAUUUCAACUAUCUCAAUAUCAAGCCUUCACAAGGCUGCCGGAACGAAUCUCUCACGAUAUCCUAUAAGGAGAAAGUGAUGAAGUACUGUGGUGACCAGGAUUCAAAGAGCCACAGUCAUCCAGGAAACAGUUCCAUUUUCAUACCCACCGCUAAAGUAAAGCUUUCACUUUGUACUAAUGAAGUGAACCAAGGGCCUACCCUUCCUGUGGGCUUCUCUGCAUUUUACCAGGCUAAAGAUAGAGAUGAAUGUUCGAGUCAAGUUCCUCCCUGCACUCAAAUCUGCCUCAACACCAUGGGCUCAUACCUUUGUGCAUGCUAUCAUGGCUUCAAGCUGGAUGCUGAUCAGCGCACAUGUGUUCGUGAGUUUUACACUAAACAAGAUUUUAAAACAAGUGAUCCUGAUCGUGAUAGCACAUCCUUUAAUAAUACUGUAUACAUCCUGACAUCCCACAUGAUCACUACACAUGCAUAUGCUGGGCAUAAUAAUUUAAAUGAAAUGGAAAAGUAUAUCACCCUUAAUAUAUCAUCAAUCCAUAUACAUGAAAUCUACACUACAGAAUUUGACAACGAUAUUGCCCUAAUUAAGCUCAAGUCACCAAUCACAUUCAGUGAGAAUAUCAGGCCAGUUUGUCUACCACCAAAGCCUGCUGAAUGGAAGAAGUACACAGGGUUGGUAUCUGGUUAUGGAUUAAUCGAUGAUGAGACGGGUGGAUUUCAAGUUGCCGAUGAACUGAUGUAUGUUGAUGUUCCUUCUGUGGACCAACAUACAUGUAGAGCAUCCUUUGAAAAGGAAAGACGUAUUAACAACCAAAUACCCCAUGUUACAGACAACAUGUUUUGUGCUGGUUUAAGUGGGGGUGGAAAGGACUCAUGCUUUGGAGAUAGUGGGUCAGCCUUUGUUGUACGAGAAAAGGAUGUAUACUCUGCAGUAGGUAUCGUUAGCUGGGGUUUACAUCUCUGUGGCUCUCAAGGCACAUAUGGAGUGUAUACCAAAGUGUCACAGUACCUUGACUGGAUAAACAAGACAAUGAGUGAAAACUAAUUAUUGUUUCCAGUAGUAGUUUGGUUUAUCUACCAAUUAUAAGCAAUUAUAGUUUUUGGUUUAAUAAUUUGAAAUGUUAUAGAAUGUUACAAUUUUAGACAUGAGACAUUAUUUUCC
Tachysurus vachellii is the source of this 1435-nucleotide messenger RNA. RefSeq names its product complement C1r-A subcomponent-like. Gene Ontology annotation, biological process: proteolysis. NCBI's taxonomy places the organism in Eukaryota, Metazoa, Chordata, Actinopteri, Siluriformes, Bagridae. Bases 92 to 1318 code for a protein of 408 amino acids. The transcript has 6 exons. Gene Ontology annotation, molecular function: calcium ion binding; serine-type endopeptidase activity. The record is from RefSeq and is a predicted model, not a curated record.